GCGCGAAUGCGCGCUCACAACGAGUUGCACGCUCUUUUAUAUACCCUUGCGUCGGUCACGCGCAUUAUAGUGAUUUGGAAGAUGGCGGUGUCCGUGUUCACCGGCGUGCGGCUCCUGUCUAUUGGGGAUGCCAAUGGGGAAAUUCAGCGACAGUCUGAGCAGCAGGCGCUUAGACUUGAGAUUAAGAGUACACCGGGCUCUGCGAUGAUAAACUUAUCCAACAGUGAGGAGACGAGUGUGUUUAAGUGUUCCCUGAAUCAGGAGACUGAAUGCAGCCGUGUGGGGAAGCAGUCCUUCAUCAUCACCCUGGGACAGAACAGCGUCCUGCUGCAGUUCCCCACGCCCGCAGACUUCUGCUCGUUCUACAACGCAGUGAAGAGCAGCACUGCUGGAAGUUCCGAAACCUCAGUGUUCAACCAGAGGACAGAGGAGGCAUCGGCCGUGCAGUACUUCCAGUUCUAUGGCUACCUCUCUCAGCAGCAGAACAUGAUGCAGGACUACGUCCGGACCGGCACUUACCAGAGGGCCAUCCUCCAGAACCACGCCGACUUCAAGGACAAGGUGGUACUGGAUGUGGGCUGUGGUUCAGGGAUUCUCUCCUUCUUUGCUGCCCAGGCUGGUGCCAGAAAGGUGUAUGCUGUGGAGGCCAGCAGUAUGGCACAGCAUGCUGAGGUGCUGGUGAAGAGUAACGGGCUGGCGGACCGCGUGGUGGUGGUGACGGGGAAGGUAGAGGAGGUGACGCUGCCCGAGCAGGUGGACAUCAUCAUCUCUGAGCCCAUGGGCUACAUGCUGUUCAACGAGCGGAUGCUGGAGAGCUACGUCCACGCCAAGAAGUUCCUCAAGCCUAACGGUAACCUGUUCCCCACCAUAGGAGAUGUGCACCUGGCCCCUUUCACGGACGAGCAGCUGUACAUGGAGCAGUUCACUAAAGCCAAUUUCUGGUAUCAGCAGUCGUUCCAUGGUGUGGAUCUCUCUGCACUCAGAGGGGCAGCGGUGGAGGAGUAUUUCAGACAGCCCAUCGUGGACACAUUUGACGUGCGUAUCAUGAUGGCAAAGUCGGUGAAGCACACGGUCAACUUCCUGGAGGUGAAGGAGAAUGACCUGCACAGGAUAGAGAUCCCCUUCAAGUUCCAUAUGAUGCAGUCAGGCCUGGUGCAUGGGCUGGCCUUCUGGUUUGACGUGGCCUUCAUGGGAUCUGUGAUGACUGUGUGGUUGUCGACGGCGCCCACUGAGCCCCUGACCCACUGGUAUCAGGUGCGCUGCCUGCUGCAGUCGCCGCUCUUCACUAAAGCAGGAGACACGCUCAGCGGAACCGCACUGCUCGUGGCCAACAAGAGGCAAAGCUAUGACAUCAGCAUUGUGGCUCAGGUGGAACAGACCGGUUCUAAGAGCAGCAACACGCUGGACCUCAAGAAUCCUUUCUUCAGGUACACGGGCUCCACCCCAGCCCCACCUCCUGGCUCACACUACACCUCACCCUCCGAGAACAUGUGGAACACGACGGGAACCUACGGCAUGAACCAGAACAUCUCAGCCAUGCCAGCUGCAUAUGAUCUCAGUGCUGUCAUUGGAGGAGGCACCGCACACAAUAACCUCAUCCCUCUCGUCAACACAGGCGGAGUUAACCACACCACAUCCAGAGUGGGAUCCAUUAUGAGCACAGGACUUCUGCAGGGAGGCAACCCUGAGCAGUCGGACUCCAGCGGAGGCGGAGCCGUCCAGUAUCCAAUCCCCAGCCAGUUCAUCAUGGGCGGGGCCUCCGUUCCCAUGGCGUCUCCCGUGGCGAUCCCUAGCAACACCAUGCACUACGGCAGUUAAUGGCGCCGUGCCAUUUCCGCCUCCUCCCUGCUCACAUCUCCAUAGUAACGUCCCCAAUGAACUGACUUGACCUUCUUGACCACCGUUCAAACGAAAGAAAGAAAGAAAGAAACCAAAACUGCCAUGAACUCCUUUACUCGUUCAUGUCUUUCCGUCUCUUUCUGUCAUAUUAUCUCUAUCCCUCCUUCUCUUGCUCCUUCUCUCUCUCUCUCUUCUCUCUAUCUGUCCGUCCAUCCCAUACCUUACCCCUUUGAUGGUCCCUCCUCCUGACAUCCUGAGCCAACAGGACAUGACAUCACGGCUCUCAUCACAGCCUCUGCCUCCUCCUCCUCCUCCUCCUCCUCCUCUUCGUGAGAUCAGGUUUAUUGUUUUGUUUGUUUAUAUUUUUGUUUGUUUGUUUCCAUGCCCCAUACUGCUGCUUAGGUGAGUCCAGUCCACUCCUGGCCUCACUCAUAGACAAUACACACACACACACACACACACACACACACACACACACACACACACACAUACAUAUCUAUGACAGAAGUGCUGUCUUGAGCCUCUGUCAUUAGCGAGAGUUGAUGACCUGUCGUCAUGUUUCCUCGCUUCUCCAUCACACACACACAAACAAACAAACACACACGCACACACACUCGCUUCUCCGUCCCUGAGGAUGAGCAGGAAAGGAAGAACUGUGUCGGACUCCCAGUUCAUCCUCAACGGCUUAUAAAGCUUACUCGAAUCUUAUCUUUUUUUAAUCUUUUUUUUUCCCCUCUCUCCUCCACCUUUUUGUUCUGACAAAGACCUGAUGUGGUGUUGACGCCCUCUGUUCUCUGUGAGGAGAGUUGACUUCUCUGUGCUCGGAGCAGGAGAGGAAGAUGUGCAAGAGGGUAUUGGCAUUUGUAUUUUUUAAAGACUUGUGACACACACACACACACACGCACUGAUAUGUAAAUGCACGGAAUGUACACACACACUCUCACACACACACACACACAUACUCACUCUAUUGCACAUGCACACAUGUGAAUACAUACAUAUGAAUACAUACUCGUUCUGUCUUUUGAUCAGUUGGACAAAAUCGGACAGUCAAUUGUGUGAAAUCCUCCUUAUCCCCCCCCCCACACACACACACACUCGCACUCACACACACACACACACACACACUCACACACCAACGUCUGACUGGCAAAACCGACAGACCGCUUAAAAGAUCAGAGCCUUCUAGACUCCUGGAUUGGAUUUUCUGUUUGGACUCCGAGCUCAUUUGCACUACAUCUUUAAAAAAAAAAAAAAAAAAAAAAGACUAUUUUUUUAAAGCGUACCUCUGUUCCAUUCCCCCACCUGCACGUCAAUGCUGAGUUUACCAACCUGGAGUCUGCUCAGUCUGAAUCCGAUGAUGGUCCGAUAGAGGCAGCCAGCGGACAGUCAUCAGGAAGCUGUCGCUGGCCAAUCAGGAAGAGGGAAAAGUGGGGCCAGUUGGCGAGCUGUCCAGUAGGAGAGAGACACAGCUAGAGGCACCGAGUUUACAGUACAUUACAUGUGCACGCACACACACACACACACACACACACACUGGAUGUUUUUCUUGAUGGAGGGGGGUUUUAGGAAAAAGCCCUUAGUAGUCAGUCCACCCCCCUCCUGAAAACAUUCCAACACCAAACCCCUCAUCCCCUAUCAGUCAUGAAUCGAUGUUGUGGAAUUCGCCCUUUUUAAACGUAUCCAUCCUGCCAUGAUACUGAUGUUGGUUGUUGUAUGUCGACCUUUUAAAAAAAAAAAAAAGAAACAUAUCGCCCCCCAUCCUCAAGAUGAACUAUGCUUCCAUUCGUCGAUCCCUGAGAACCCCUUUAGAGACUAUCUUCCCUCAUCAUCUUAUUUGUUUGGUGCAUCCCCAUUCGUAGAGGCAACUAAUUAUUAUUUUUUUUUUCUUUCUUUUUGUUUGUUGUUUUUCGUCUUUAUUUUCAUAAGAAAAGUAAAAAGGGAAAAAAAAGCCAAAUGACCAAAUUAAAUGUCAGUCGAGAAAUAGGACA
This is a messenger RNA of Alosa sapidissima (American shad), 3830 nucleotides long. Its product is annotated as histone-arginine methyltransferase CARM1-like. Gene Ontology annotation, molecular function: protein-arginine N-methyltransferase activity. The record is from RefSeq and is a predicted model, not a curated record. Lineage: Eukaryota; Metazoa; Chordata; Actinopteri; Clupeiformes; Clupeidae. Gene Ontology annotation, biological process: peptidyl-arginine methylation. Bases 7 to 1818 code for a protein of 603 amino acids. The transcript is spliced from 16 exons.